AUGUACAUCGAGGUUCCUGACCAGACCACCCGCGUGGCGGCUCUUCAGACGCGCGAAGUCCACAUAGUUCAGGAGUUCCCGGCGGAACUGCUGUCGAGGCUUGAAGCAGACCCCGAAGUCGCUCUGUACGACAACCCGCCGUUCAGGCUGCUGGGGCACUUCAACCAUGUGCGCCCGCCGUUCGACAAUAAGCUGGCACGGCAAGCAAUGAUCAAGGCUUAUGACAACCAGAAGGCGCUGACGCUCGCGACGGGCGACCCUGCGUUCACGCGACUGUGCCCUUCACUGUUGCAGUGCGGCACGAAGUGGGAGACUACUUCAGGUUCGGAAGGCAACUACUACGCGCAGAACCUCGAAGAGGCAAAGCAGCUUCUUGAAGAGGCAGGCGUAACCGGGGCGCAUGUGCGCCUUAUGGACCCGGCAGACAGGCAGCCGGCACACGCCGCCGCACAGGUCAGCCGCGAAGUGCUUACGGCGCUCGGUUUCGACGUGGACUUCCAGGUAAUGGACUGGGCGACGAUGGUUGCGCAGCGCGCGCGCCCGGACGACUGGGAGUUCUUCCACACCUGGAGCGGCGUGACCGUCAGGUCAGGUCCUGUCGGACACCUGCUGUUCUCCGAGCUUCAGUACGACGCAUGGUUCAACAACUACCAGGACCUGCCCGGCAAGCAGCGAGAGAUUUACUCCCGCCUGGCGCGAGCCACGACUGAAGAAGAGCAGAUUGCGCUGAACAACGAGUUCCACGAGUACUUCUACGAGGACGCCAUAUUCCUGCAAGUUGGCGAGUUCUUCAGCCGCUGGGCGGCGAGCACCAAGGUGCAGGGAAUCGUCAACGGUGGAUCGGCGCAGCAGAAGCCGUUCGACAAGUGGCUUACCAACUAA
Geodia barretti is the source of this 882-nucleotide messenger RNA. Lineage: Eukaryota; Metazoa; Porifera; Demospongiae; Tetractinellida; Geodiidae. The record is from the annotation of a GenBank genome assembly.